UGGAAGGAUUUUGUGUGCUGCAGGGUUGAACGCGCAUGCAAAUUGUGUUUGAUAUACAUCAUAUCGUAUUUUCGAAAUUUUCUGCGAUUGCAAGAUUUCCUCGCCCGAUAGGGUAGGAAGUAAAAAUGGUAUGGGUGCAAAGGUUCUUUAUACGGCACUCUACUUGCCUCCUAUAAUUUCCACUAAUCCUGCAUGAGAUAAACGAAAUGGAGGAUUCGCCGAGUGACGACUGAUCGUUAGCAACGAAAUUCCAACGUGUAGCUGAGUAUGACGUCUCUAGCGAUGUAAGCAUACUGAAUUAUUUAACAAGCUGACCUUACCGCGAGGUCUCCACUCAAACUCAGACGCGGCUCUGUAGUGUGGUGCUGUGGUAGCCAUCGUUAGCUGCGGGUUGGUUGCUGGUCGUGAUCGUACAACCUGUGUGACAUCGCCCCCUUUUUUAACCCUAAUUUGCUCGAAAUGGAUAUCGUCAGGACAUCCGGAAUAGGCUAUUUCCUGCUGGGAGGACUCAUCAUGGAGGAGGCCAACGCCCAAUUGGGCGCCCAACAGAUACCGGAGACAUCCGACUCUUUAUUCGGAACCUUCGACCUGAUCCUCAUGGCCAUAUUGGUAGGAGCAGUCAGCUACUUCCUGCUGUACAAGAACAGAAAGACAACGACUAUCGCAUCUGGACGAUCAUACUCAAUACAGCCCACGUCAAUGACACUACAAAGCACCACAGACAAUUCAUUCAUUAAGAAGCUCCAAACGUCAGGACGAAGUUUGGUGGUCUUUUAUGGAAGUCAAACUGGAACAGGCGAAGAGUUUGCCGGUCGCUUAGCUAAGGAAGGCGCCAAGUACAGACUAAAGGGUAUGGUGGCCGACCCAGAAGAAUGUGAUAUGGAAGAAUUAGUGAACCUAAAAAGCAUCCCGAACUCGCUAGCAGUAUUCGCAAUGGCAACUUAUGGAGAGGGCGACCCUACAGACAACGCUAUGGAGUUUUACGAGUGGCUCAAGAAUGGAGAUGCCGAUCUAACUGGUCUCAACUAUGCUGUAUUCGCUUUGGGAAACAAAACUUAUGAACACUACAACGAAGUGGGAAUCUACGUGGACAAACGAUUAGAAGAACUGGGAGCAACAAGGGUGUACGAAUUGGGCUUAGGUGAUGAUGACGGAAAUAUUGAAGACGACUUCAUUACGUGGAAAGAUAAGUUGUGGCCAGCGGUAUGUGAGUUCUUCCAUAUUGAGUCGACUGGCGAGGACGUCAGCAUGAGGCAGUACAGAACGGAGGAGUAUGAUGAACCACUGGAAAGAAUAUUCACAGGUGAAAUGGCCAGGCUGCACUCGCUGAAAAACCAGAGGCCGCCGUUCGAUGCCAAGAACCCCUACCUAGCUCCCAUCCAAGUGAACAGAGAACUUCACAAAGAUGGAGACCGCUCGUGCAUGCACAUCGAGCUUAACAUCGAAGGAUCCAAGAUUCGGUACGAUUCCGGUGACCACGUCGCCAUUUAUCCCGUCAACGACCGAGAGCUAGUCGAAAAAUUGGGCACGCUGUGCGACAAGGACCUCAACACCAUUUUCAGUUUGAUCAACACAGAUGAGGAAUCUAGCAAGAAACAUCCGUUCCCUUGUCCGUGCUCGUACAGAACUGCCUUGAGCUACUACGUCGACAUCACCCAGAACCCCAGGACUCACGUGCUGAAAGAACUUGCUGAAUACUGCUCAGACCCUGCCGAUAAAGAAAAACUCAAGUUAAUGUCAAGCACAUCGUCUGAAGGCAAAGCUCUGUACCAGAAAUGGGUAAUUGAAGAUAACCGGAACAUCGUGCAUAUAUUAGAGGACAUACCAUCUUGUAAACCCGCUUUAGACCAUGUUUGCGAACUGAUGCCCAGGCUUCAACCAAGGUAUUACUCAAUCUCGUCAAGUUCUAAAGUUCAUCCGACAAGCAUUCACGUGACAGCAGUAGUCGUAGAGUAUACGACGCCGACAGGAAGGCUGAACAAAGGCGUAGCAACAACAUAUCUCAGGAAAAAGAAACCUCAACCUGAAACUGAAAAGCCAGUAGUGCCGAUCUUCGUACGAAAGUCACAAUUCAGGCUACCAACCAAACACCAGACCCCGGUUAUCAUGAUUGGCCCCGGUACCGGCUUGGCGCCCUUCAGGGGCUUCAUCCAGGAACGAGACCACGCCAAAAACGAAGGCAAAGAAGUUGGAGAGACAAUCUUAUACUUCGGAUGCAGGAAGAAGUGCGAAGACUUCAUCUAUGGAGAAGAGCUGUUGGAAUAUGAAAAGAAAGGCUUACUGAAGUUGUACUGUGCUUUCUCCAGGGAUCAACCUCAAAAGGUCUACGUGUCGCAUUUGUUGGAACAACACACCGACGAAGUAUGGAGGCUCAUUGGAGAAAGUAAUGCGCAUUUGUAUAUUUGUGGCGAUGCCAAGUCCAUGGCCACAGAUGUACGAAACGUGAUUCUGAAGAUCUUCCAAGAAAACGGCAAAAUGACCGAACCCGAAGCUCAGGCGUAUCUUAAGAAGAUGGAGACACAGAAGAGAUUCUCAGCUGACGUGUGGAGUUAAACUCUCGUACAAAAGAUAGGAGAUGUUUAUUUAUUUAAUAACGAAUAAGUUCUUAUCGAAGAAUAACAACGUGUCUUGCCAUUCCGACAUUAGCUGAUUGCACUAGUCAGUAUUGACAAGUUAUGUAAGUUUGGGAAGCUAGAUACAUUUCCGUGAAGGUAUUAUGAUUGUAUUUUUGUUUUACUUUGCCAAGGGACUGUCAUCGUUAUUUGUGUUUGUACUUCUGUAUGAUACAGCCGCGUCAUGAUUCUAUAAAUCAGAUUUCAAUAUUAUUUUGGGCACCUCCCAUACGUUAUAUUGUUAUGGACGGGAAUGAAAUAAAAAACUCAUCAAUUUUCUAGUAGCAUAGUUAGUCUUUGUUUCAUGGGGUGAACAUGUAGGUUUUAGUCAUUCAUUUUCUGUAGAAUAGCAUCAUCUUCACCCUCAUUUUUUGUAAAUAAUAUCCCACUAAAUUGACAAAAAUUUAUAAUUAAAAAAAUCGCAAAUAUUCGAAUCGCUGAUGAAAAUAAGGACCAAUCACCUUCCAUGCUCAUAUAUAUGACAUGUCUGUCACUUCCGCAUCAAUACAUUACGUAUUUUGUCAAAAAAAAAUUAUCAUAAAAAAUUAUAUAACUUAGUGACAAUUUCCUCCAAAUCCAAUAUUUUUCCAUCUACUGUGCGCAUACUAUUUUGUGAUACUUUUGAUAUAUUUUAGAAUUGUGCAUAUGUGAUUGCGGUUUAAUUUUAGAAAUUCUUUUAGUCUAUACAUAUUUAUGACAUUGUUGCCGAACCGAAGUCGGUAGAUAUUUUUAUAUUGCUCGUGCGCACACAACACAGAUUUUUUGAAAUCAUUUUUUUCUACGUGUCGCUCUUGGCUGUGGCUCUUUCUCUGAAAAUAUCUGAAUUCUUCCAGAAAAUCGUGGAAAAGCAGGACUUUUUCGGUUUUUCGGCAGAAAUACAGAAUAAUCGAUACAUUCGGCAACAGUGGACAACACCUAUGUAUACUUUUGUGAAUCAUUCCAUAAAGUGCCUUGUAGUUGUUUUUGUCAUUGGUUAUAAGUUCAUUCUAAGUUUCAUAUCUGAUUGGGUAUAAUAGUGACAUAAAAAAUCAUCAGUCCGAUGUUGGCAACAGUAAACUUGAGAAUAACUUUUUUCUAGUGAACUUAUAAUCAUGUAUCUGUGCUAUGACUGUCAUUUGUUGAUUAUAUUUUUUACUAUUAUAUAAGCCAUAUUUUAUUAAAAAUGUAUAAUAAAAUAUAUUUACUUUCAG
Messenger RNA from Acanthoscelides obtectus, 3802 nucleotides. Lineage: Eukaryota; Metazoa; Arthropoda; Insecta; Coleoptera; Chrysomelidae. The record is from the annotation of a GenBank genome assembly.